GCCCCCGUAAAAGCUCGUGACCGUCGGCGUCCACAGCAGAUGCGCUCUCUGGAGUAUUUCGUAAACAAACCGAAAAGGAAAAGUGAAAGGAAAAGACGUAAAGCAUAUACCGUAAGUUUUAUGACUACCUGUAAGCUGUGCUUCCUUCGAGCUUGCGUGUAAAGAUCGAUGUUUACUACACGCGUACACCGUGUUUCGGCAAAAGUCCGUAGGUUACGCAGCGGGAAGCUGGAGGUGUUUUCGCCUAAGAGUCCUCCAAAACCGUUGAGAGACAUGGCCAAGAGAGGAGAGCUGGAGGACUCUGUGGCGUCUGUCACCACCACCCCCAGGGGACACGGUCGCCGAGGCAGCCGGGCCUCAAACAAAGUCCCAGCGAUUAUAGUGGAGUCGUCCGGGCAGCAUGAGAAGCAGAGUCUGUACCCCUCCCUCACCACCCUGGCCUCCCUGGACGAGCAGGAGGAUGAGUUCUCUUGCAAAGACUGCUGCAAAGCAGCUUGCAAUCACUUCUUCAAUUUCACGUUUCGGUCCUGCAUGUACAUCACGUGUCAGCAGAAGGAGAUGCACCCGCGGGGGAGCAGUGCCAACGUGGAGGACAUGGAGGUGGAGCAGAUGAAGACCUCCCUCCAGUUCCACUUCUUGAACCCCUUCCAGAAGUGGCGCAAUGCCAAGCGACGGAGGUUCCCGUGGAAACUGUUUGUGCAGCUGCUCAAUACAAUUCUUGUCACUCUGCAGCUCAUCAAUUCUUUGUUGCCAACGCAAAGCUAACCGUCUGCAUGCAGUUCGUGGAGAGCAACACACAAGACAGUUGUUCACUCGUUCAGAGAGAACGGGCCCGGUCAAAGCCCCAGCGUGGAUGUGGCUGAGGCCUCGAGCCCAGACAUCGCGCCGCCCCCAUAUCAACGCAUGUACACUGUGGACCAGCUCUACAGUCAGAUCACUUCAUCACCGUCCACAGAUACUGACCACCUGUCGAUGAGGCGCUGGUGGGUCAGUUGAUGGGGUGACUGCUACGCGAAACUGGCUGACACAGUAACACCCUUUGCACUGAUCUGAACGUCUCACGAUGGAGAUUCUCAGUUUGAUGACAGCAUCCCUAAUCCACCACCAAGGCCGCCCACAGGUUUAGUCACGGAGAGCGACGUGGCAUCAGUGAUGAGUCUUGAAUGAGGAUAUCAGCUCAGGGGUCUUGACAAGGUCUGAGUUGAGAGCGGAGUACCCUCACCAGUAUCCAGAAGAUGAAGAAUAGCGUUUGACCUCAGACUCAUUAUGUCAGUCACACACUGACUCAAACGUGCUUUCUAUUUUUCAGAUGGAGAUCAUGAUAACCAACGACAUUGCCAGUGGAAAUAUGCCCGUGUGCAUGACGCUCGAAGACCCAGCAGAGUGCCUGUCAUAACCACACCAAUGCCGAACCAAUUGGUGGCGUGAUAAGUACAACAUGAUCGGUCUUGAGCUCUUGACAUCUUUGUCGGAAUAUUUGCGACCAUCUUCCACCAUCAUGCACCUCCGUUUCCCUAGUCAAGCGUCCCUACUUUGCCCAGAUAGUGCGGGCCUUCUUCUCCAGAAGUUCAGCUACAGACUCAAGUGGAAGCACCUGAUGCCACUGUUCAAUCUCUGGUUCACGGGAGUCAUCCUUGGGAACUGCCUCGCCACCGUCGGAGCACUGCUCAGAUUGAUCAUCUUUUUUGAGCCGUCCACAGACUCAAUGAACAUGGUUGACAUUACCAGCAUCAUAGUGGGCCUGGCGUGUUUUGCCCAGUGGUGCGGAAUUCUCCGUUUUCUCAGCUAUUUCGACAAGUACAACAUGCUCCUGCUCACUCUGAGGCUCUCAAUUCCCAGUGUGGUGAGGUUCUUUGUGUGUGCCGGGAUCCUCUACUUGGCCUUCCUCUUCUGUGGAUGGCUGGUCCUGGGAGCCUACCACCCUAAGUUUGUGGAUCCCAGCACGACCUCAGAGAACCUGUUUGCUCUCCUGAACGGAGACGACAUCUACAACACUUACCAGGAGAUGUCUAGAGCCUCCUUCUCUGCCUGGAUCUUCUCCAAGGUGUACCUGUAUGCAUUCAUCUCCCUGUUCAUCUACGUUGUGCUCAGUGUCUUCAUCUCUCUCAUCUCUGACACCUACGAGACACUCCACGAACACUGGAACGUGAGGUCCAAGGGACUACUGCUGGACUUUGCCAAUGGGCAGUUGGGCCGGGUCCGUGCAGCUAGGGCCAGGGCCUACAGUGGGACCGGGGACUGCACUGACGAUGAGGAUAAUGACUACGAUAUGAUUAGAGAACUUGCAGAGUCCUCGCGAUAUGGAGCAACACUAGAGGGAGAGAGGCAGCCUCUGCUGGGCAUGGGGGUGGGAGGGUGUGUGGUAAACUGCCCUGCCCAUCUCGAAUCACCUCGGUUUGCUCGUGCCAACCAGAGUGCAGAGUUCACCAUUGGCGGCGACCCUCCUUCACCAACACAAAGACCCACCAGAAGUUCCUCUCAUACUUGAAGACGGGACAGAGUAGUACCCUCACACUAUUGUAUUAUAAUUAUAGCUCAUGUUAUAGAGCUUUUAUUAUUUCAAGUUUGUAUAGAUCGGUUAUACUAUCAUCCAUCUUCGUGGUGUAAUAAAAAAUAUCUUUA
Geodia barretti is the source of this 2622-nucleotide messenger RNA. The record is from the annotation of a GenBank genome assembly. NCBI's taxonomy places the organism in Eukaryota, Metazoa, Porifera, Demospongiae, Tetractinellida, Geodiidae.